AAAAAAAAAAAAAUCAUUAAUUUAGAUUUUGUAAAGUAUCAAAGAUUAUUUCUUAAAGAUAUUAAAGGAGUUUACAAAAUGUUCAAAGCACCAAGCAAAAUCAUUUUUAACCAAGAUAAAAAAAAGGAGUGGGAAAUUCAUUAGCAAAAGCUUCAGAAUGUUAAAUGUAGCGUAGAUCAUUAGAAUAAUACAAGUAGUAUAGUAAGAAAGCAGAAUCAUAAUUUCUUUUAGCAGCUUGAGUUAUAAAAAUAAAAUGAUGUUCAUGUUAAACGACUUUUAAGUAUACAAGCUAAUUCCUCAAUGAGAACAUUUAACCUUAAUUAUUCUAUUGCUACAAAUUCAAAUAAAACUAAUUUAAAUUCGAUAACUGCUGUUGGAAAUGUCACAGCUACAAAUAAAAUUCAACACCUUGGAACUUUACAUUAAGGGUUUUUUAAAAAGUAAAAAUAGCAAAGAGAUUAAGAAAAUUAAGUUAUUUUUAGGAGAAUUUAAGAGACAAAGAGCAUAUUUGAUGUUAAAAAAUGGGAGUAAGAAGCAGAAGAGAGAAAGAAAAUUCUAUUGGUUAGAAGCGAAUUUCCAUAGUAUUAUCAGCAAACUCAAAAUCUUAAAGCCCAUAGAACUAGCAGUGAUAAACAUGGAUCUGCUUUUAACUUUGGUACUACAAAAAAUCAACUUAAAGACGAGAAUUUAAAAGCUUCUAUUUAGUAUGAUUAGAAUGGAAACGUUAAAAGUGGUACACAAAUUGGUAAUGUAAAUAAUAUGUCUUCUAUCUUCAAAGACCAGUCUUCUAUAAUAGAUGCAAAUAAUUCUUCAAAUGUUCAAUUACAAUAAACCAAUAUAAAUAAUGAGUCUAUUUAGCUGACUGAAAAUCAUUCCUUAAUAGGAAUAAAUAAUCAAUAAUAUAACUAAGAGAAAGAAAAAUUUUUAGUAAUUAGUAACAUUACUGUUCCCUCUAAAUUUUAUCAUACGAUGCAUAGUGAUACUGAGAGAACUAAUUACUUAAAGAAAUUAAUGAGAGAAUAGCGAAAAAUAAUUUACAGGAAGACAGCCAUCAUACAUGAUGAACCUUAUUUUGCUGAAAUUAAAAUAGAAUAAGGAGAGUUCAUAAUUCAAUUAGAAAAUGCUAAAGGAGAAAUAUAUAAACACUCAAUAAGAGAAGCAGAGGGAAUAAAAUUCUACCGAAAAGAUUGCAACGAAGAUAUUAACGAGCUUUUUAAGAGAAUUCAGUUGAAUAAAUAUGAAAUGACUAUUCAUUUUUAGAAACCAAAACAAGCAGUUCACUUGUUGCCUAUUUAAACAAAAACUGUUUAUAAAUUAAAGUCAUUAAAUUAAACAAAAAAUUUUAAUUCAACUGACUUGCUUUCAAAAGAAGGAGAAAUCUAAGAUAGCGAUGAUGAUCAUGUAUCGCCUUAUAAAAAAAAUAAACUUGGAAGUUCACAUAACAAAUCUUUAGAUGGCAAUACAAAAAGCCAAAAUAAAAAAUUUUUCAAACCCUCUUCCUCUGAAGCCUAAUUGAGCUAAAAAAGAAGACUAAACAGUUAUUCUCCUAAUCAAAAAGAGGGACACAAGAAAAACUCAGAAUAAAUUUAAUCUCAAAAUGGUUUAAGAGAAAAAUAAAAAGCUAAAACUAAUACUAGCAAAGAUUAAGAGAUAAACAAUAAAGCAAAUAUUUAAAAAUAUUCUAAUUUAAAUUAAAAAAAUAAACAACCACAAACUGUAUAAUAGAAUAAUUAGAAAAAAAAUUAAGACAAAUCUAUAGAAAAGUCUAAAUAGAUUUAAAAUAAAAAUUAACCCAAUAAAAACUCACAAAAUAAAGCAGCCAUAAGUUAACAGAAUAAAAAAAAUCCAAUAAAAAAUGACAAAAAAGUUACAGAAGAGCAAAUUGAAAAUACAUAUGAAGAUGAUUAUGAUGAAUUUGAUGACGAUGAAGAAGAAUAAAAAUAAAAUUAGCUUAAUAAUAACGAUAAGCAAAAUACAGAAGAAGAGUACGAAGAUCCCUUUGAAAAGUUUGAUGAAGAAGAAGAGCAAAAGAAAAAAGAUGAAUUCGAAAAACCUAAUGAGUAGAUAGUGAAUCACCAUCCCCAUGAAGAAGUAAAUAAAAAGAUGAUAAAGUUUUCUUUUAAUGACACUGGCUACAAAAAGAAUGUUAGUUAAGAAUCAUUCUAAUCGAAAUAAAAACAAAAUAAUAAUCAAAACACAGAUUUACAUAGGUAAGCAACUCCUGAAUAAAAAGAGUCAAUUGAUAAUGAAGAUAAUAUAAAAAAGAAUCAAACUGUCCAAGAAGAAAAUCAAGCAAAUAAAAAAGAAGAACCUGUGGAGUAUGAAGAGGAGUUUGAACUUGAAGAAGACUCUGGAACUUAGUAUGAAAUCAAUGAUGCCGACCGAGAAUUAAUUGAAAAUAAAAAUUCAGAAAAUAAACAAUAAGGAGAUUAAUAGUAAAAAGAGGUACUUGAUCAGGAAAAAGCAAAAGAAACCUAAAAAGGUUAAAAACAUAAAGAUUAAGAAGAUGAUUACGAAGAGGACUUUGAUUGA
Tetrahymena thermophila SB210 is the source of this 2532-nucleotide messenger RNA. RefSeq lists its product as hypothetical. The transcript is spliced from 4 exons. NCBI's taxonomy places the organism in Eukaryota, Ciliophora, Oligohymenophorea, Hymenostomatida, Tetrahymenidae. The record is from RefSeq and is a predicted model, not a curated record.